Tribolium castaneum (red flour beetle) is the source of this 1284-nucleotide messenger RNA. RefSeq lists its product as uncharacterized. Lineage: Eukaryota; Metazoa; Arthropoda; Insecta; Coleoptera; Tenebrionidae. Gene Ontology annotation, molecular function: pore-forming activity. Gene Ontology annotation, cellular component: membrane. The transcript is spliced from 5 exons. Bases 167 to 937 code for a protein of 256 amino acids. The record is from RefSeq and is a predicted model, not a curated record.
GACCAAUUUCUAGUAUUGUUUUAUAUUUCGUCCUUCGGUUUAUAUUGAUCUGAAGCCAUAAAAAUUCGAUGUUGUGUAAAGAAGUUAUUAAAUAAGCGCCGCACUCAAAGAGUGACAAUAAGAGGUGCGUUGAGUGGCCAUUAAAAUACCCAAAAAAUAAAAAAGAAUGAUAAGUAACACUGUCAUCGAGCAGUGUUGCUUCUAUUUCAACAAACUCACCUCUUUGGACACAUGGAAAAGGAUACAAUGGAUGAACAAAAAGGCCCCACCGCAGGAAGCUUACAGACCGACACCCAUCGAACACAUUGCCAACGUUGUCACCCACGGCGUAUGGGUCAUACCUAGCGUCCUCGCCACCCUUGAACUACUUGAACGAUCUCGAAAUGGUGCUCAAACCAUGUCGGCGCUGGUUUAUGGGGCCACACUUGUGUUUCUCUUCAGCGUUUCGACGUCGUUUCACUGCUCCUUUUUCUGCAACCAGCGCGGAAAGCUCAAAGAUGUCCUCCACCGAUGUGAUAGGGCUAUGAUUUACGUGUUCAUAGCCGGCUCAUAUUUCCCCUGGCUGACCCUCGAGCAGCUCCCUCAGGACGGCUGGGCUUCCUUCAUGAAUUGGUUUGUCUGGCUGUUGGCCCUUUUAGGCAUAAUUUAUCAACAGACGUUCCACGAGAAAUACAAAACUUUGGAAACUUGCUUCUAUCUAAUUAUGGGGAUUGGCCCCGGCUUAUUACUAAUUUCAGAGCACGAAUUUUCCGGACUGACGGAGCUAAAAAUCGGCGGUGCUCUCUACGUAAUGGGGGUGAUGUUUUUCAAAAGUGAUGGAAUUAUCCCUUGUGCUCACGCAAUUUGGCAUUUAUUCGUCGUAAUGGCCGCAGGGGUGCACUAUUACGCCAUUCGGAAUAAUUUGUAUCCAGUUAACACCUUUUUGUUGAAAAAUUAAGUAAUACUCGAAAGCGUGACGUCUUCCGCUGAAUUAUUUUAGCGUCGCUUUUGUUGUGCAAUAAAAACUGCUCAAAUUUGGUCUUCAGAAUACUCAUCAGUGUCGGAUCAAUUUAAGUUGGCAACGCCGAAUAACAAGAGAGUUUGUUGCCAACUUAAUUUCAAACUGUGGCGCCGAAAUGUACCUAAAAUGGUAACAGAGGAGUCAAGUUUUAAUACUAUUUUAGGUUCGUUUCUUCAACCGAUCUUGUGAUUGUAUACAAUAAAUAUCUCGUUUAUCAGUGAUGUACUCUUCCAAAGAAGCUCCACUAUAAUUAUUAUUGUAAAUAAAAAAAUCGUAUAUGUAAA